AUGUCUUACAGCAACCGUGAUAACGAGAACUAUUCCGGUAGCGGAAACAAUGACAGCUACGGCUCCUCUGGUCGUUCUGGAAAUGAUGGCAGCUACGGCUCCAGCAACACCGACAGCUAUGGCUCCUCCGGCCGUGGCAAUGAUUCCUACGGCUCCAAGUCCAGAGACAACGACUCCCACGGCUCCUCCGGCCGUGGCAAUGAUUCCUAUGGCUCCAAUUCCAGGGACAACGACUCCCACGGCUCCUCCGGCCGUGGUAACGACUCCUAUGGCUCCAAGUCUAGGGACAAUGAUACCUACAGUUCGUCUGGCCGUUCUGGAAAUGACGACAGCUACGGAUCGAACAAGUCUUCCAGCACCAGCGGCGCCUAUGGAUCAUCAGGCAACGACUCAUAUGGAUCCAAGUCCAGAGAUAACGAUACCUACGGUUCGUCUGGCCGUUCUGGGAAUGACGACAGCUACGGAUCGAACAAGUCUUCCAGCACCAGCGGCGCCUAUGGAUCAUCAGGCAACGACUCCUAUGGAUCAAAGUCCAGAGAUAACGAUUCCUAUGGCUCUUCUGGCCGUGGCAAUGACAGCUAUGGCUCUAAGUCCAGAGAUGACGACAGCUAUGGAUCAUCUGGCCGUUCUGGCAACACUUAUGGCUCUGGCUCUGGCAAUGACAAUGAUUCUUAUGGAUCCAAGUCUCGCACUUCUGGAAACACCUACGGCUCUAAUGACGACAAUGACACCUACUCGUCAUCCAAGAAGUCUAGCAACACCUACGGCUCUAGCAAUGACGACUCUUACGGAUCCAAGUCUCGCACCGACAACACCAGCUCUGGCUACUCCCGAAAUGACAACAAUGACAAUGACAAUGACAACGAGAAUAAGUCCGCUACCUCCAAGGUCCUCAACAAGGUUGGUGAGAUGAUUGGCAACAAGCUGUCUGGUAGCGGUCACCAAGAUUCCAGCUCCAACUACUAA
Molecule: messenger RNA, 966 nt
Organism: Trichophyton rubrum CBS 118892
Lineage: Eukaryota; Fungi; Ascomycota; Eurotiomycetes; Onygenales; Arthrodermataceae
Exons: 4
Coding region: 1-966 (321 amino acids)
Source: RefSeq, a predicted model, not a curated record